Molecule: messenger RNA, 3742 nt
Organism: Micropterus salmoides (largemouth bass)
Lineage: Eukaryota; Metazoa; Chordata; Actinopteri; Centrarchiformes; Centrarchidae
Product: mitochondrial import inner membrane translocase subunit TIM44-like
Exons: 13
Coding region: 41-1381 (446 amino acids)
Biological process (GO): protein import into mitochondrial matrix
Cellular component (GO): mitochondrial inner membrane
Molecular function (GO): protein-folding chaperone binding
Source: RefSeq, a predicted model, not a curated record
CCAAGGAUCCACGUGCUGCUCCGCGCAUUUCGAGAUCAAGAUGGCAGCCUCCGUGUGUCGGUGCUACGAGCUGGUUGGCAGACGUGCCCUGGCCCUCUGCUCCCGGCCUCUGGUCUCCUCGGUGUGGAGAGGAGAUGUUUACGGGUUACAGUGGAGCCCAGCUGCAGCUGUGCAGGUGCGAUAUUCUUCAGGACGUAAAGGUUUCCUGGGAGAGUUUGUGGAGGGCCUGCGUCAGGAGUUCAGUAAGAAUCAGGAAAUGAAAGACAACAUAAAGAAGUUCAGAGAAGAGGCCAAGAGGCUUGAGGAGUCUGAUGCUCUUCAACAAGCCCGAAGGAAAUAUAAAUCUAUAGAGGCUGAGACAGUGAAGACUUCAGAGUUGUUUAAGAAGACAUUUGGCUCCCUCUCAGACACCGUCAAGGAGGGUCUUGAGGAGGUGAGUCGUACUGACAUCGGGAAGAAGAUCAAGGAAGGUGUGGAGGAGGCAGCCAGGACAGCCAUGCACUCAGCAGAGUCUGUCUCCAAAGGAGGAGAAAAACUGGGCAGAACUGGUGCUUUCAAGGCUAUCUCACAGGGUGUGGAGACCAUGAAGAAGGAGAUAGAUGUUGGUGAUGCCGGCCCUUACAGAGCGCCCUCUCAGCUGAGGAAGAGAAGCGAUUGCUCCUCCAAAGGAGCAGACAGCGACUCCAGAGUGUUCGAGGCGGACGAAGAGGCCAUGGGUGUCGUUCUCCACAAGGAUUCAAAGUGGUUCCAGCAGUGGAAGGACUUCAAGGACAAUAACGUAGUUUUUAACAGGUUCUUUGAGAUGAAGAUGAAAUAUGAUGAAAGCGACAACGCCCUCGUCAGAGCUUCCAGAGCUAUGACUGAAAAAGUCACUGACUUCCUAGGUGGUUUUUUCUCUAAGACAGAAAUGUCUGAGGUGCUGACAGAGAUCGUGAAGGCAGACCCCACCUUUGACAAAGACUCCUUUCUCAAACAGUGUGAGAAAGACAUAAUCCCUAACAUACUGGAGGCUAUGAUCCGGGGAGAGCUGGAUGUAUUAAAAGACUGGUGCUAUGAAGCUACGUACAGUCAGUUGGCUCACCCCAUCCAGCAGGCCAGAGCGCUGGGACUGCUCUUUCAGUCCAAGAUCCUUGACAUUGAUAACAUAGAUCUAGCAAUGGGUAAGAUGAUGGACCAGGGCCCGGUGCUGAUCAUCACCUUCCAGGCUCAGGUCGUCAUGGUGAUCCGCAGCCCCAAAGGAGACAUUGUGGAAGGAGAUCCGGGGAAGGUGAUGAGGAUGAUGUAUGUUUGGGCGUUGUGUCGUGACCAGGAGGAGCUGAACCCCAACGCAGCCUGGAGACUCCUGGACAUCUCCGCCUCUAGCACUGAGCAGGUCCUCUAGGAGGAGGAGGAGGAACGCAGGGGAAAAGGCGGCUAUGGGACAUCCAAACCGAGAAGAAGGGCAGAAGAUUGAAGGAUGUGCCUGGAACACCUGCAUGUGCUGACUCACACAAAUCAACAUCUGAGAGCAGCGCACCCAUGCUCCUGUGUUAUGCCAGAGACUAUUUGCACACACUCACAUUUCCAAUCGCUACCUAGGAUUCAGGUGCAGAAAUAUACAUGAACAUAGAGAUUAACCACCGUCAUAUGAUAUUUCCAUAGAGAACUGUGCAUCCAACAGUAUACAUGCGUAGUGUCUUGCACUGGUUAGCUCAGUGUUUGGGUUUCCAGGUGGAGUGUGAAUAUUUACAAUCAUUUUGGAAUUGAUGGAACCAACUUUUUCACCAACUGGAGAAAAGAGGAGCCUGUGCCAUUUCCCUCAUUGUUUCAUCCAGUGGCACAGUCCAUCCAUGCCGGGCCUGGUGGCACAAAAAAAAUGGACAUGGCGUCUGUGACUUUACCCAUUGGUGUCGAGAGGGACAUUUGAAGCUUGGUAUGAUGUUCACCACUGUUAUUGUCAAAUAAUGUAAACGGUAAAUUAAAAUUCGAGCCUUGUUGCAGCAACUAACAUAGCUGAGCGGUACAGCAUGAGAUACCUUGUAAAUCAAGGCAAACAGGUCCCAUGCCCCAAGUUAAAGGGGCACUUCAACAAUUUUACACUUGAAGAUCAGUUUAUAGUUUACAAGGAGUCCACUCUGCCUGUGAAAAUUUGCAUACAAAUAUGCCAGAUUAUUUCAACAGAGUUACCUCAGAUUGGGGUUUAAGACUUUUAUCAGAAAACUUGUGGUACGAACUUCGCAACGAAAUCAGCGUCCACCUGGAAGGAAAGGUCUAACAUUAGAUGCCAUUGAGUUGCAUUCUUUUAGAGAUUGACUCAUACUAAAAGUAAAAUAAAAGUCAUAAUAUCUAAACAUCUGCUGCUUCAAAAUCAACCAUGCGUUUUAAACUGUGAGUCGACAAACUUUAUAGAAGUGUAAUACUAAAUCGAGUACAACACUAGUCAGUUAAAAACACAGAUAAGAGAUGCUGAAAUUAACCACUGAGACACUGUCUUACAUCUUUUAAGAGAGAAAUUGGUUGAAGUUUUCUAUGCCAAAUUAACAUUGACCAUUAAAAGAAAUGCACAUUAAAGAAUUCUAGCACUGGCUUCAAAAUUCAGCUGUGGUGGUUUCUGCUUGGUUCCUGCUGGCUUUUGCGACAGAAAAAUUAUAGAACUUAAAUACAUGUACAACAAGUAAGAUGAAGAUAAAACCAUACAUUAUAGGAUGUGAUGAUCUGUGUAGUUAGGGUCCAUCCUGUCAUAUGUACUGUAGCUCAGCACGCCAGAUGCACUAUAACCUGACAAAUCACACACAACUGGAGAGAAAAUCCUUGUUUGUAUUUGCAGUUUGUUUUGAAAUGCAGCAGUGCAUUGGGCUCCCGGUCCCUGUAUAUUCUGUACAUCCUCAAUAAGUAGAAAUGUAUUGUAUCUACGUCUCUUAACGCUUUGUAAGUAUAUUAAAUGUCAAAUACUGCUUCUUUGUAAGCUUGGGCGAGACCACAUUCAAACAUGUCAUCAUGGCAGCUUUAUUGUUUGAGGAUCAUUUGCCGUCUCAUGUUGCAGACUUUUCAGCUUUUUGUUGUAUUAAAAUAUUUGGUUUGCUUUUAUGUAUGUGACUCUACAAGGGUUAGAGAUGAGGAUGAAAACUUGAAGUACAUUACUGUAUUGUUGUGUUGACUGAUUUUGACAUUGAUACUGUGACUCUGUCUCUUCUCACAUAUCACCGAAGAUUGAACACAUUAUGAUUGUACUGCAAUUGUCUUUCCUUCACACAAAGCGUUCACAAGUUUUGAAGAGAAACUGAGCUCCUGAAGGCCAAAGCAAGCGAGAUGGUGUUACUUACUCGAAUUCAUGACCACCCCUGAUGGUCGCACCGUGCUCAAGUAUUAUUUUGUUCAUGAACUUUCCUCUAGAGCCUCUAUCAGCCAAAAUGUCAUGUUGGCACACAAAAUACUGUUUUUCACCACUAAAAAUUAAGGUUUGCACAGAUGUCUAAGGGGACAAAUCUUUUAUAUUUAUGACCAUAUAACCUUUCUUCUAGCCUCACCCUAAGGAGAAACUUUAUUCUUGCUCCACUACUCCUAAGGCUCGACAAAUCACCACUAUGUUUGUUCUAUACAACACUUUCACAUUCUGGGCUGUAAUGAUCGUUACAACCUUGAGAGGCCACUAGCGGGAUGGUUUUAGUCUUGUAUUAGUCUAUAUUAAGUCAGGGCACAAAUAUGCUCCAGCCAUUUAAGAUUAAAUUUAUUCUGAUUGAAAAUAAAUUCUAACAGCUCUUUA